AACUGGAUUCCUUCUCUUUUCUUCUUAGCUUCUCCCCCAAAUCAUCAAUACACAACACCCUCCCUCUCUAUAUAUAUUUUGGUGUCACCAUUCCUUCAUCCACUUAAUUCAUUAUAUCUCCAUCUGACUCCACACAACACAAAAUUAGAUCUCAUUCUCCAUCUCUAAUAUUUCUUUAUGAGAUAUGACAUGUACUGGGUGGCUUUGUUCUCUACGACCAACAACAGGUGGACCACGGAAAGAAUGUGAGGAAGAUGGCUUGUGCAAGAGGCCAAACGUGAAUGAAGAAUAUCUUGAAGCAUUCAGAACAAAGUCAUAUAUCGAAAUAUGCAACAAAGCGCAAGGACAACUUGGAAAGACCAGCACCAAAAGACUUUCUUCCGCUUCCUCUUCAUCUCCUCUUCCUUUAUGCAUUCAGCUUACCGAGUAUUUGCUCGAACCCCGCCAAGAAAUCAUAGCAAACAUGACACAAAGUUUGAAGGUGCACCAUCUUCUUGUGGACUACUUCGAAGCUAGCUUAGAAGCAUGUCGUUGUUGUGACACAAUCCUUCAAGCUAUCCAUUCAAUGCGACUUUCUUAUCGACGAAUCACACGGGUUGUUAAGUUAAGCAAAACAGUGCUUGAUUACAAUGAUUAUGAUGCCAAUGGCCUAACCCACAAGGAUGAUAUUUAUAGAGAUCUUGCUUCCUUUGCUUUGCAAAACAACCCUUUGUCCAUUGUUAGCACCACGCAGUUCCCUGACAUACACGACAGAUACAUGCAACUCCUUCAUAGACUAAAAUCAAAGAGAAGGGAAAUUCGAAGAAAAUUGACAUUGAAGAGGGUUUGCAAGAACAUUGGAGGAAUUGUUCUUUUGACUUCACAUAGUGCUGUUUUAAUUGCUUUAUUAGUCUUUUCUUUCCAUAGCAUAGUUGGGUUGGUGGCUGCACCAAGCAUUGUGGGUGGCUUGGUUGGUUUAUUCAUGAAGAAAACAAAGAGGGCACGUGAGAGUCUGAGCACAAGCUCUUCGGAGAGGCUAUGCGAGCAACUUGAUGUUGCUGCAAAAGGGAUUUAUAUACUGAUCAAUGAUUUGGAUACUAUGAAUAGGAUGGUGAAGAGGUUACAUGAUGAGGUGGAGCACAGGAAAAUGAUUGCUGAUGUUUGUGUGAGGAAUGGAAAAUGUGAAAUAUUGAAACAGGUUAUGAGGGAAUUUCGUGAGCAUGAGUCUAGCUUUUUGGAGCAGUUGGAAGAGCUUCAGGAACAUAUUUACUUGUGCUUUCUCACCACAAAUAGAUCCAGAAGGCUUCUUGUGCAAGAAAUUACAGAGAAAAAUCAUUGAAGAACAAUUACACACAACUCUUCCUUCCGGCUGAUACAAAUUUGAGAAAAAUUUUCAAAGUCUUAAGUUACUUCCAUAUAUAUAUAUAAAUAUAUAUAUAUAUGAAGCUUCUGCGCAAGCUGUCACAGUGCAUGAAGGUUUCACAACUCAAAAGGGUCUCUUCCUUUCCUAUGGCAAGGUGGUUUUGAUGACUGUUCAUUAAUGCUUCAAAUUUUAUUAUUAUUUUUGUUUCGUUCAAUUUUCCUUACCAGAAACAUAUAUAAGUUUGUGAAAGGUCAAAUAAGUUAAAAAUCAAAGGUUCAUGUCAACUAAAAGAUCUUAU
This is a messenger RNA of Abrus precatorius (Indian licorice), 1640 nucleotides long. Its product is annotated as UPF0496 protein At1g20180. The coding region runs from base 185 to 1318 and encodes 377 amino acids. The transcript is spliced from 2 exons. The record is from RefSeq and is a predicted model, not a curated record. NCBI's taxonomy places the organism in Eukaryota, Viridiplantae, Streptophyta, Magnoliopsida, Fabales, Fabaceae.